ACACACCUUUAACUUUUUUCUUUGCUCAUUUCUCACCAUCAUCAAAAAGCUGAUUUUUCUUUCACCUUUUUCCAUCAUUACCCUCUCUUCCCCUUCUCCUUCUCUUCGGCAAAUAUUUCACGCGUCAUCGCUUGUUGACAUCUGCGAUAUUUCUUUUUUUUUUAUCCUUUUCCUAUAUUCUUUGUGUGACUAACUAUUAUAAUGGGUGACAACUUGCGCGACAUCCCAGAGUUCAUCGAGAGGGAGCUUGGCGAGUCUCUGCAUGCGAGAACAGAGGCCCUUGGCACAUUCAAAGAGAUGGGAGCACCAGACCUCUGCCACAUCAUCAAGGUUAACGUGAAGCCGGCUAUUAAGGAGACAAGCUCAUAUCACUAUGUGUCCGGUAUUGAUGCUUCAUCUUCAGCUAGCCUGGCUGCUUAUCUCAACUCGUUGACCUAUGCCAUUGACGAAUCACAUGCCUGGUUCUCGAAGGGCGCUCAAUGGCGUAUUCGAUCUGGUGUCUACUGUUGUUAUAAUGCAUUUUCUCGCGUUGAUGUUCGCGUAGAAGUCAAGAUUCCAGGGGGCGUUGAUAGUUAUGCUGUCAGUAUCAGGGGCGACAAACAAGAGGCCACACCAACUAUUUGGCAGGAAACAUAUAUAUCUGCCAUGCUACGAGCAAUCCUUUAUUCGGACGAUGCCAACUACCGCAUUCCUGGAUUCCGUAAAAUGGAUCCUAUCCCGGAUGUUGAUGCUGAAAAGAGGUUCUUUGAGGCUGCGGAGCAAUUGUUCUUUAGAGCUUGGGCUCUUGGAAGCAAUCCUGAGAUCCAGGUCCCUACAAUUGUCAAUAACCAUCUUACGAGUGCUAUCAUGAAGUAUUGCCAAGAGAGUUUCCGAUAUGAUCUUGCUGUCAAAUUCUUUGAGCGUCUUUUCGUGAAAGAACCUGAGGUAGCCUCAUUGCUAGCUCAAGCGUAUAUCGGAACUGAUGAGGAGCUUAAGGCCAUCAACGUUCUGUACGAGGCUCUGAAGCAGUUCCCACAAAGCUAUGCUUUGCUUCAUGUCCAAGCCGACUUUUUAAGAGGCAAAGGGAAAUUAGAGAUGGCUCUCCGAUUGGCAAAACGGGCGGUCAACUGUGCACCUUCAGAAUUUAUUACCUGGGCGAAACUCACUGAAGUUUACAUUGAUCUGGGUGACUAUGAAAGCGCGCUGUUGACACUCAAUUCCUGCCCUAUGUUUACAUUCAGUGAAAGAGAUUUACAGCGAAUGCCCAAACCAGCAAAGGCUCAUUUGCCUAUCCGCAAUGACAUUGACCUCUCUCUUAUUGAUGACGAAACGGGACGUGAGCAUGAGGCCGAUCCUGCAUUGUUACGACUUCCUGCACCAACUCUGCGUGGAACAUUUGCUAGUGCGUACAACUUGUUGACCAAACUCGUUUCUAAGAUUGGCUGGGAUGAGUUACUGCGCUGCCGAUCACUUGUAUUUGUGAUGGAAGAGGAAUAUCGAAUGCAAAAGGAAGCCGAAGAAAGCAUUCGCAAGGGCCAACAAAGCAGAUCAAAAAGUCGUGAUGAGGGUAUACCAGAGGAGGUACCUGCUAGGAAUCAACUCUUGUCGCCUAACGGAACUCCCAUCCCCAUCAUCAAGAUCUCAACUGAAUCUGAGCGUGAGCGCGAGCGUGAACAAGAGGAGGCUGAAGAGGAAGCUCGUGCUAAGGCAGUGACGGAAGCUUCAGAUAAGACCACAGAUGAUAAUGCUGAUCAGUCCAUGGAGGACAUUAAGUUGGAUGACUUGUCUCUUAAUAGUGAUAAGGAAGACAAGGAUCAAGAUCAGGAACAAGAUCAAGAAGAGGACGAUGAACAGAAGGCCCAGGAAGAGCAGGAAAAGCAGGUAGAGCAGCAAGAGCAGGAAGAGCAGGAGAAGAAGCCUGACUCUGAGAUCAAGUCGAGUGGCGAUGAGGAGACUCAGGAUAGCCCUCAGCAUGUUUCCAGCAAGGGAAAGCAAAUCGAAAAACCUAGUAUUGCAGCUGCAUCAGACGAUGAAGAAAACGAAGAUGACGAAGUUGAACUGUCGUUCUCGUUCAGCAACAAACGUCUCUGCGACCGUUGGUUGGACAACCUUUUCAUGGUUUUGUAUGAAGACCUGCGCCAGUACACGAUCUGGCGAUCAGAAAUACAUAAUUACCAAACUAUGCAGGCGCCCUACCGCAGGUCAGGCACAGAAUGGGAGAUCUAUGGUGAUUUGGCGAUGCGUUUGCACCAUCGUGAUGAAGCUAAGGACGCAUACCAACAUUGUGCUGACCAAAAAUUUUCUGCUAAAGCACUGGCCCGACUCUUGGAAAUCUAUGCUGAAGAGGGCGAACUGCACAAAGCCAUGGAGGUUGCCAUCAAACUGUGUGUCUACCAUGAGCGUUGGUAUAAUGAAACAAUCUUCCCUACAACGAUCGCAUACAAUUUGAACAAGUUGAUUGAAUCAGAUGGUUUAGCAAAGGUGCAAAACACACUUCAUGCGAUGAAUACAUCGCCUGCAGUAUUCAAGUUGAUGUCGCGGUAUCUGACACGCGCUAAGACGUUUGAGAUUCCUGGUACUGCAGUCAAGUCACAUCUGGACACUUAAAAAAAGCAUACUCACAGGUUUGAGUUAUUAAUAUCAUGCAAGAAAUAAAAAAAAAUUCUUGGGUAUCCGAAUACUAUCAUAGAACAAGGAGCAAUAAAAAAAAAAGUCGUAC
Lobosporangium transversale is the source of this 2698-nucleotide messenger RNA. Its product is annotated as Chs5p-Arf1p-binding proteins-domain-containing protein. Gene Ontology annotation, biological process: Golgi to plasma membrane transport. The record is from RefSeq and is a predicted model, not a curated record. Gene Ontology annotation, molecular function: protein binding. Bases 202 to 2586 code for a protein of 794 amino acids. The transcript has 8 exons. Gene Ontology annotation, cellular component: exomer complex. NCBI's taxonomy places the organism in Eukaryota, Fungi, Mortierellomycota, Mortierellomycetes, Mortierellales, Mortierellaceae.